Harmonia axyridis is the source of this 1479-nucleotide messenger RNA. RefSeq lists its product as uncharacterized. The transcript has a single exon. The record is from RefSeq and is a predicted model, not a curated record. NCBI's taxonomy places the organism in Eukaryota, Metazoa, Arthropoda, Insecta, Coleoptera, Coccinellidae. The coding region runs from base 332 to 1405 and encodes 357 amino acids.
UUCACUCAAGGUUUGCUCUACUGGUCACUAGACACCUGUAUAUAAUAUAAAAUUUUGUUGGGGCAUGGGCCAUAAUUUCAAAUUCUUAAUUUUACCCCACUAAAACUCAUUAUGUUGGGAAUUAAAAAUCUGGUGUAUUGAAUCUUCAAUAACUUCUGCUUUGAUAUCAUGUUGUCUCCUCAUUCUGCAUUUCAUUUUCAGCAUGAUACCCGGUAAAAACAAGUUUAUUUAAUAGCUUCAAAUAUCUUAACCUAUCGCAAACACAGUCAUAAUCAUUUCGCCUUUGGUACAAUCCCAAUGAAAACUUUCAAUCAACUCCAUCAGUUUAACCAUGGCACACACACAAUUCGCAAUAGUUUUCGUUCUCCUCGCCUCGAUCGACGCGAAGAUCUACAAGAAAUGUGAACUGGCGAAAGAACUGAAGUACAAAUACGAUUUCGACGCAAAAGAAAUACCGGUGUGGGUGUGCAUCGCGAAACACGAAUCGGAUUUCAACACUUCUGCAGUGAACAAAGGAAGUGGCGAUCAUGGAUUGUUUCAAAUCAGUGACCUCUAUUGGUGCGAUACGAAACGUCAAGGACGGGCCUGUUCAGCCGACUGCAAGUAUUUCGAAGACGAUGACAUAAGUGAUGACAUUGAUUGUGUCAAAACAAUUUACGGUGAACACGAAAGGAUUUCGGGAAAUGGUUUUGACGCUUGGGUCGUCUAUCCUCUGUUUUGCAAGAAUAAGACCGCGAGUUACCUUGAGGAAUGUUUUCAUCAGAAAGCUACCGAACUGGCAGUAAAUAAUUCUCAAGGCUUGAAUAUGGAAGGAUUCACUACCAACAAUACUUCAACUGAUAGUGUUAAUAAAAGUAUGAACUCCGGAGUGACACUCCCAAGUAAUAAAUUCAAAUAUACUCCCAGCAAUGUGCCUCCUAAUAUAAUAUUCACAAGCCUGGGGUAUUUUAUAUAUGAUACAACGACCAAAAGCCCUGGAAAAAUAGCAUCCAAAUCACCCAUAAAGUCGAUGAAUUUGUCCUCAUCUUAUCUGGGAAAAUACUCAGCAUCAACUACUACCCGCCAACCGUCAUCAACAACAAUAAAAUAUCCUGCUUCAAACAACAACGGACAUAAACACUUCGAUGUCGACCGUAAAGAGAAGACCGUAAAACUGCAGUCAUCUGGCAAUAUUUUUGGGAGAAUAUCCACGACGCGAGAUGUAUGGAGUCAGUUUAAAACCAAAAGGAAUACGACAUUCACUCCAUUCAGUCAUAGAGAAAAUAAAACGCUGAAAUUCUCAUUCGCAGGAAAUAGAUUAGGCAAAGAGAAAUCGGGAGAGGAUAUUGUACAAAAGAUAAAUUUAGGGAAUAUGUAUUCCUUUCAGAUAAACAGACGAGGGGGAUUUCAAUUGAGGUUGCUCUGAUACGUAGCUGUUCAUUUUUUUCAUUAUUUUUUGUAUUUUCUCGUACUUUUUUGUUUUUUUUUUCACGUAGCUGU